Molecule: messenger RNA, 1308 nt
Organism: Dictyostelium purpureum
Lineage: Eukaryota; Evosea; Eumycetozoa; Dictyosteliales; Dictyosteliaceae
Exons: 2
Coding region: 1-1308 (435 amino acids)
Source: RefSeq, a predicted model, not a curated record
AUGAAAACUAUUUUAUUAUUACUAAUAUUAAUUUUACACUGCAUAGUUUUUUCAAAUGCACAAAAUAAUCAAAGUAAAAACAGCACAACUAUAACAAAUAAUAAUAAUAAUAACAGUAAUAAAAAUAAUAAUAAUAAUAGUACAUUAAACAAUAAUACUAAUAACAUAACAAAUAGUAAUACUGAUAUUUUUAAAAAUGACACAUUACCUUUUAUAAGAAAUUAUUCAAUAGUAGAUAGUUAUAGAUUUCCUGAAGUUAUAUUAUUAGGAAGGUUUUUAAAUUCAAAUAAGCCAUAUUUGGUAAUUGAUGGUGCAAAGCAUAAUGAUUUCAAAAUAUUAGAAAUUAAAGGUGAUGUAAUUUCACAAAUUGGUUUUAUUCAUCCACACAAACAUUCGGCUAAUUUCUCUGUUGAAUACGAUACCAACGGUUUAAAGAGCAAUGUGGUCAAUGUUCAAGUAAAAUCUAAAAUAUAUGAACACUAUACCGAUCAAUUAACCAAUGAACUAGUUUUGGAAGGUAUUUUUAUAUAUCAAAAUAAAACAAUUUUCCCAGAAGUAUCAAUAGGUGAAAACUCUUUGAUGAAUGAAAAUGUUAGCUGCACAAUUACCAAAUCAACCUAUUAUUCAAUUAGAUGCCUAUUACCUUUCAAAUAUGGAUGUAAAAAUGGUAUUAAAAUAUCAAAUGUCUACGACUAUAGCGAUAGCUUCACCAAUAUACAAAUAUGUGCUUUGAAACCAAAGAUCGAGAAAAUAAUAGCAACUGUAAAUGAAUGGGAAAAAGAAUUUAUAGUAACUGCAAUUGGUGACCAUUUAGGAAAAGGAGCCUGGUUAAAUCUAAAGACUGGUAGUUCUCAAUUACUGGAUGUUAAUGCCGAUAAUAAAGUUAUAGAAUAUAUUUAUAAUAAUGGGUCUGAAACUUACGAAUGUGUAAAAAUGCUUUCAAGCAAUAAUGCCUAUGUAUCUUGCAAAUUCCCAUAUGAAGCCUAUAAGGAAAUAAAGAGGAAUCACAAGGAUGAAUAUAACUAUGUAUCUGUUCAACAACCUGGAACCUUUUAUACUAAUAAACAAGUAAACUAUGAAAUGCUUCAAUUGGAAUACUUGGACUAUGACAAUAUAAUAUUAGUAUUAAACACAAAAUACGGAAGAUUGGUACCAUUGGUGGCCAUACCUGUUUUAGUGUUUUUAAUAAUUGCUUUUAUUGUAUUGAUCAUUGUCGUAAUAGUUUUAAAAAAGAAAUAUGAUGGCUGCAAAAAAGAAAUUAAUCAAAAAAAGAACUACAAAGAUCCAUUUGCAGACCCAUUUGCUUAA